This is a messenger RNA of Xiphophorus hellerii (green swordtail), 399 nucleotides long. RefSeq names its product MRT4 homolog, ribosome maturation factor (gene mrto4). The transcript has 4 exons. Gene Ontology annotation, molecular function: RNA binding. Gene Ontology annotation, biological process: ribosomal large subunit biogenesis; nuclear-transcribed mRNA catabolic process; rRNA processing. Lineage: Eukaryota; Metazoa; Chordata; Actinopteri; Cyprinodontiformes; Poeciliidae. The coding region runs from base 55 to 399 and encodes 114 amino acids. Gene Ontology annotation, cellular component: preribosome, large subunit precursor; nucleolus. The record is from RefSeq and is a predicted model, not a curated record.
ACAGAAACAUUUAGGGUCCAUUUGCUUCACGUGUUCUCCUGCUGUUCUGCCACCAUGCCGAAGUCAAAGAGGGACAAGAAAAUCUCAUUAACAAAAACUGCCAAGAAGGGUCUGGAAUCCAAACAGAAGUUAAUCGAGGAGCUACGGAAAUGUGUGGACACCUAUAGAAACCUGUUCAUAUUCUCUGUGGAAAAUAUGAGGAAUAACAAGUUGAAAGACAUCAGGACAGCAUGGAAACACAGCAGAUUCUUCUUUGGCAAAAAUAAAGUGAUGAUUGUUGCUUUGGGAAAAGGACAAACAGAUGAAUACAAAGAUAAUUUGCACAAGGUAAGAAUGAAUGGCUUUACAAACAUAUCCAACUAUUAUUGCAAUAUUAUUUUGACUUCUGAAGAGAAUUAA